UAAUUGUAAAUAAUAUAUAUCGAGAUAGACCAAUGUUUCCGAAAAUUUUACUCAAUUUUACCGAAAGAAUCGGAAAGUUGGACAUUUGGACAAACGCAAGCAACACAACAUAAAAGUUUACUGCUGGCUGUCACAAAAAAAAAAACUUGAGUAAUGUAAUUUCGUUGUGAAUUAAUUCUUUCUUUCGCUUUUGUAUAUUCUUCAAAACGUUGUCGCUUUAGAAGUGAAAUUGUAAAGCUCGCAUAAAUUGUGUUUCCAACAGGCAUAUAUACUAGAGGAAGUUGUUAAAGACCAAAAUGGCUAUGCUAUGUUGUCCAAUCUGUAAGCGGUGAAACCAGUAGCGGGGCUUCGAUCUCACGAAGGAGAAUCCUCCCUGAAGAAUGUGAUAAUAUUAUUACUCGUUAUAGACGCGAAGAAUAUACAACAUUGUACAAUGUGGUGGUAGUUAAAUCUGUGGGUAAAGCAAGUGGUGGAGAUGUCAGCAGUGCACUGUGUGGUGGUAUGGGAGGCGUGGCGCGGCACUGGCUGGAUCCCGCACGCGCCAGGAGUGGCGCGCACGCUGGAGCGUGCACAUGCCAAGAAACUGACCAGAGUUGUGCUGGCUGAUGCUGACCCGGCUCUGCGCGGACACUAUGUCAAUCUACGCACUCUUACACAGUACGCUGAUACUCCAGAUGGUGGUACAGAAGAGUGCCCAGUGCGUCGCGCGUGCUACUCUGUACAGUCGCCGGCCGGCCGCGGCGUCAGGUGGGAGUGGGCGCGAUUGUCGCCACAUCACCAGCUAGAGCUCGAAUAUGACCCCUUGCCCAUGGAGGUUCAGUGCCUGCUAGAAGAGACGUGGCAGCGCGGCGGCGACUCGGCGUCAUGGGACGGGUGGACGCUGGCGGUGCGGCGCGGCGUGGCGAGGCGCGGCGCGGCGGCGCGGGCCGUGCGGCGCGCGCCGCAGCCGCCCUACCCGCUGGCGCGCCCGCCCGCCGCCGCCCCGCCCGCGCCGCCCACGCCGCCCGCGCGCACGCCUCAGGAAGGCCGCAGACCCCGCAUACCACAGCAGCACACUGGCUCCAGCGUGCACAGUGUGCAGUCAGUGCAGUCGGUGCAGUCGGCACAGUCGGCGCAGUCCGUGCAAUCCGUGCAGUCGGCGCCCGCCCGCGCCGGCGCACGGAGCGCGUCGCCGCGGGAACGCAAGCCGGGGCUCGCGCGACAAAUACUGCACAAUCUUAAUAUAUUCAGCAACAAGACGGGCGCAGAGAAACUCCGCGAUGACAGCGGCGACUCCGCGGCGGGCCCCGACGCCGAGCCCAGCACCGACGGCGGCAGCACGCGCUCCACGCGCCGCCACAGCGUCGACACCGUCUCCACCUACCUCAGCCACGAGAGCAAGGAUAGUCUGCAGCAAGCGUCAGUGGGUUCGCUGCUCAACUGCAGCGCGGGCAGCGACGACGUGUUCGAGGCCGCCCCGCCGCCGCCGCCGCUCGAGCCGCCAGCCCCCGCCGACUCCGACAACGACCUCGUGGAAGCAGAGGGCGGCGGCGCGGUGGUGGCGUGGGUGCGCAGCGUGCAGGUGGCGCAGUGGGGCGCCGUGUGCCCCAUGGCGGGCUGCCUGCGGCCGCUGGACGCGGCGCGGGCGCCCGUGGUGGCGCUGGCCCGCUGCCAGCACCUGCUGCACCUGCACUGCCUCAACGAGCAGCUGGAGCGCCUGCAGCGCGCCGGCCGCCCGCUGCACGUCGAGUGCCGGGUGUGCGGCAGCGUGUACGGGCGCGAGCCGCCGGCGCCGGCGCCGGGCGACCAGCCCCCCGGCAGCAUGGCGUGGCGCCUGGAGCCCACGCCGCUGCCGCAGCACGACGUGCCCACUAUCCUCGUCACCUACAACUUCCAGUCCGGGCGCCAAGGCCCGUCGCACCCGGUGCCGGGCGCGCCGUACUACGCGGUAGGGUUCCCGCGCUACACGCUCUUGCCUGACAAUGCACUUGGAAGGCAGGUGCUGAGCGCCCUCCGCGCGGCGUGGAGCAGCGCGCGGCUGUUCUGCGUGUGCGCGUCGCAGACCACGGGCCGCGAGCACGUGGUGGCGUGGCGCGCGCCGCCGCCGCCGCACCGCGCGCACCACUACGCCGCGCCCGCCUGCGCCGAGCGCCUGCUGCGGGCCGCGCUGGCGCGCCUCGCGGCGCUGCUGCCCCCCUAGCCCCCCCGCACCACUACGCCGCGCUCGCCUGCGCCGAGCGCCUGCUGCGGGCCGCGCUGGCGCGCCUCGCGGCGCUGCUGCCCCCCUAGCCCCCCCGCACCACUACGCCGCGCCCCGCGUCUGCCACGGACAGGACGCACCGUGCUGCUAUAUACAAAACGAGUAAGAAGUAUGUACGUCGCACUGCUGGGCAAAGCCCUCGAAGUACCUAAUAUCGGCUAAUCAGUAACUAACAAGUGACUCAACCAGACUUGCUAUAUAAUCCUCCCCCCUAUCACCCUAUGGAACGAAGCGACCUGCCCCUCCGUUGAAGAAAUUGACUGAUUAUAAGGAUUGAAACCACCACCGAAACCAUUGAUGUAUAUUACCUUCAAAAGAAAUAUUGAUGACGUCAGUAUAUCCACCGUUACGACGUAGACGUUAUGAUCGUAGCCGGUGGCUACGAAUCGGAAGCGCCGGGGUGAAUGAACUCUCCGAUCUCCGCGUAGCGUUGGGUCGACGUGACGUCAUAACUAAGGUCCCUUAUUUACUUUACAGUUAGAUAAAAACAUAAGUGUUGCCAGCUAUUCUUUGAGAACUAAUUUUACGAUGAACUCGAAUACAUUCCGGAGACUGACGUUAGGACUAGAUCUGCAUUUAUUAAGAUUUUUACGAAUAAUGACUCAUGUGAGUAAAAAAAUAUAUGCUCACGGCUAUAUUCCUAAAUGUUGGCCGAACCGAACUGCCAAUAAAUAAGCAUUCAAUAUCGCGCCAGGAAAUUAUUUUUUACUAGUAAUUUAAUAGACAAUGAUGCUAAUUCCUGUAGAUACUAUCUAAGUUUAGGUUAUAUCUGUCAUUUUCAUAUCCCCUAAAAAAGGAAAGGGACGGGUAAUCGACAGGCAUAAAAUUUAUAGAACACACGUCAGUUUUAUUCACAAAAACCAACCCUCUAAAAAUUGUACAUUGGCCAAUUACCCGGCAAAAUUAAGAUUACAGCGCACGUUCAUCGGUUUGCAUACUAUUUUAUUCGUCCGGGUUAAUCAUUCAUUCGCUCAUUCUUUUUAUAAUUAACAGCUGUCAAUCAUCCGUCCCUUUCCUUUUCGGCGGAUAAGAAAAUGACAGGUAUAACUUAAAAUAAAAUUAGAUGCUGUGUUCUGGAAUUUGCACCAAUAUAAGUAGCCAAGUUUAAAAGGCAUGCUAUGAUGGCUGUUUCGACGUUUGUCCCGUUCAUCAAGUUUCGUAUUAUUAACUGCUUUAAAGGAGUAAAUGGCUGUACUUUAUUGUGGUCAUCAAGUAAUAAUUAUAUUGACGGCCAUCAUUGCGUGCUGAUAGUUUUAACUACGUAGAAGAGACGGCAACAUUUUAAUAAAGCGUUAACAUCCUCGCAAAAUAUUCCAUAGUUAGAAUAGUCUUGUCAUCAUGACUUGGCGGUACCGAUACCUGACUUCUCAUUUAUCUCAGGUCAAUGACAACUCCUUUAAUAACCCGUGUGUAUUUAGUUAGACAACCAUAGACAAACAAUAUGAUAAUUAAUACACAAAACAUACACGAAUACGUAACACAGACAUUUAAAUAAAUAUAUGUGUGGUAUAUUGUUCGAUUAGAAGAAUUUACCUAGUGUCAUGCAUUUAUACAAUUUAUUGAUAACUGCACAAUGGGUGGUGAAGUAUACUAAGGAUGAUUUGAGGUCAGACAGAGCAUAGACUAUUAGACACGCGUAUUUAUCCACUGACUUGCCACUAGACACCUUAAAAGAAUUUGAUCUGACUAUAAUACUUCUGUCAAUUAGUAUAAAACAAACCUAUGGAACUAAAUUAUAUGUGUUAUGUUUAUUCACGGUUUACUCAAACUGUAUAUCUCGAAUUUUACAUACGAUCUUUAUAUUGAAAAUAAUCACGUUUUAAGGCCAGUAACACAUGAAAAUGGUCUGAUAACUUUUAGUAAUUAAUUCCGUUAAAGGCCAGUUAGAUAGCAAUCUAAAGUCCUCAUGUUUGUGCUAAAAUUAUGCUUAUUGAAAGCAUUUUUAUUAUUAGUUAUGUUAAUAAUAAUAGUAUGUUAAAAACGGAAUAUUUACCUCUUUAUUUACUUUAUGGCUCUCUGGAGCUUCGUCUUCCAUUCCAAUAAGACAUGACAAGGCAAUAUAUAAGGAAACAUAGUCUUCCUAAUAGAUAAUUUCUUUAGCAAUUACUUAUAUACACCACUGUAUACUGUUAAUCACAUUUAGUUGUGGCAGCUACCAUGUGUUCAAGACACUGAUGCCAGUGUGCAUGAUUUGAAGUUUUACUCUCACAAUUAUGAAUAAGAGCACAAGUGAACUCUUUGGAACAAUAGUCGCAAAUUCGAAAAACAAAUAUUUAAAUAGUAUUUUAAAAAAAAAGUUGUAGAUGCUAUAGCAUAAAGUGCAUUUAUUUUAGAAAAAUAUUUAAAAGUUAUUAUUAUAUUCUAUUUUGUAUUAUCUUAGAACAAAUAAAUAUGUUGUUAAUGUUACUUGUAAUCAGUUCAAAAUUAUUAUAAUUUUAGUAAAAAAUACUAAGUAUUGUACUAAAGACACACAAUGGACCAAGAGUAUUUAUACUUUAGUUGUUAAUUUGUUAAUUAUACGUGUUAGCAUAUGGAAUUCUUGCCAAUAAGUGCCUUUAUUAAAGUUUUAAAUUAUGCAUAGCGUAGUGUAAAUAAGUAUGAGUAAGUAAGAAAGUACCUCUCUUAUAGACGUGUCUUCCCGAUGUAAAACGAACUUCCAUUUAUAAGCUUUAUUAAACUUAGUUAAGUAUAAUGUAGCUAUUAUUUUUAAAGCAAUAAAGUUAUUAUAUAUUAUAAAAA
Molecule: messenger RNA, 4978 nt
Organism: Pectinophora gossypiella (pink bollworm)
Lineage: Eukaryota; Metazoa; Arthropoda; Insecta; Lepidoptera; Gelechiidae
Gene: dx
Product: protein deltex
Exons: 11
Coding region: 476-2179 (567 amino acids)
Biological process (GO): Notch signaling pathway; protein ubiquitination
Cellular component (GO): nucleoplasm
Molecular function (GO): zinc ion binding; ubiquitin protein ligase activity
Source: RefSeq, a predicted model, not a curated record